AUGGCUGGUGAACCAUGGGAACAGGCCAAGACGUCGCUGCAAGGUGUUGCAGAGAUCGCAGCACAAUAUGACGACGACGGGAUUGACAUAUACUUCCUCAAUUCAAAGCGUGUCGGUACCGAGCUGAGGACCGCUGCAGACGUGGAAGAGCUCUUCGAAGGAUUGGUGCCAAAAGGCGCUACACCUACGGGCAGCCGUCUCGAUGCAAUUCUACAGAAAUACCUGUCCCGCCUAGAAAAGGCCAAAACGUACGAUGAACAGAUCAAACCGCUCAACCUCAUCAUUGUCACCGAUGGAUACUCUGCUUCAUCAGAUGACCCCGAGGUCGUUCUUGUUGCUGCCGCACAAAGGCUUGAUCGCGGAGAAUUCCCUUCAGCUCAAGUCGGUGUACAAUUCUUGCAGAUUGGCGGCACAGCGGAAGCACAUGAAGCUCUUCAAGUCCUGGACGAUGGCCUGCAUCAAGUCCACGAUGUGCGUGAUAUUGUGGACACGGUCAUGUUCACUGGUGAAACGGUGACUGCGUCCUAUCUCAUCAAAACACUGCUGGGCGGCAUCAACAAGCGACUUGACCAAACUUGA
Molecule: messenger RNA, 579 nt
Organism: Kockovaella imperatae
Lineage: Eukaryota; Fungi; Basidiomycota; Tremellomycetes; Tremellales; Cuniculitremaceae
Exons: 6
Coding region: 1-579 (192 amino acids)
Source: RefSeq, a predicted model, not a curated record